Messenger RNA from Bacillus rossius redtenbacheri, 2881 nucleotides. RefSeq names its product fatty acid hydroxylase domain-containing protein 2. The coding region runs from base 201 to 1265 and encodes 354 amino acids. The transcript has 7 exons. Gene Ontology annotation, biological process: sterol biosynthetic process. NCBI's taxonomy places the organism in Eukaryota, Metazoa, Arthropoda, Insecta, Phasmatodea, Bacillidae. Gene Ontology annotation, cellular component: endoplasmic reticulum membrane. The record is from RefSeq and is a predicted model, not a curated record. Gene Ontology annotation, molecular function: iron ion binding; C-4 methylsterol oxidase activity.
CAACCAACUACCCUCCCUUGGGGGACAGGCUGCCAAUGCGUGGCACGUACGAGAAUUGUGGUAACUGAACGAGAACUACAGUUCCAAAGUUUGGCAACAGUGCAGGAGAGCGCGACUUGGCACUUGGCAGGCAAUGUGUUGAAUGUUGAUGCUCGGUAGUUAACAGUGACAGGUGAAAAGAAUCAGCACAACUACUGACAAUGGGCCGUAGUAACAAGAGAAGUCGUAAGAAAUGGCGAGAGAUCUCCACAAGCCCCAGCAACAUGUGCACGGCCAGCGACAAGCGUGCCCCGGACGAGGGCGCGGCCCAGCCCACGCUCAUCUCCUCGCUGCGCAGCGUGCUGUUCGUCGUCAGCUCCGCCCUCAUUGGCUUCGCUGCCUUCAGGAACACCCUCACCUGGCACCUGCAGAGGUUCUGGGGUGCGUCGGGCGACUUCUGGCAGGCGCUAUGGGACCGCUUCCUGGACACAGUCGGCGAGGACCCCGUCACGCUCUGGAUCUACGGCACCAUCGCACUGACGAUGUGCGUGUACUGGGUGUUUGGGGGCAUCUACACCGUGCUGGACGUGACCAACAGACCGGCCGCGCUGCGCAGGUACAAGAUCCAGCCGGGCACCAACGAGCCCGUCGACUCUGCCAAGUUGAUUAAGGUGAUUGGCUGGGUGCUGGUGAACCAGGUGGUGGUGGGGGUGCCCGUGUCCUACCUCAGCUACCUGCUGAUGCGCUGGCGGGGGUUCCCGCCCAUACGGGAGCUGCCCACCUUCCACUGGGUGCUGGCCGAGAUGGCCGUGCACAUCCUCAUGGAGGAGCUGGGCUUCUACUACUCCCACAGGCUGCUGCACAGCCGCGUGCUGUACCGCCACAUCCACAAGCGCCACCACGAGUGGACGGCGCCGGUGGCGGUCACCGCCAUCUACUGCCACCCGGUGGAGCACGUGUUCUCGAACCUGGUGCCGCCCUUCCUGGGCGUGUUCUUGAUGGGCUCCCACGUGGCCACCGCCUGGCUGUGGUUCUCGCUGGCCAUCCUGUCCACGCUCAACGCCCACUCGGGCUACCACCUGCCCUUCUUCCCGUCGCCCGAGGCCCACGACUUCCACCACCUCAGGUUCAACCAGUGCUUCGGCGUGCUGGGCGUGCUCGACCGCCUGCACGGCACGGACACGGCGUUCCGCAACUCUCGGGCCUACGCGCGCCACAUCAUGAUGCUGAGCCUGGUGCCUGCGCGCGAGGUCUUCCCCGACCAGAACAAGUGCGCGGCCAAGUAGGGGGUUUGGCACGGGCUCUGUGUCGCUUCUCUAAAUUGGUUCGAGUGUCGUUACUCUUCACUGGCAUCUGCCCUGAAUCUCAUAUCUGUACUGACCGUUCACAAUUUAACACCUGGGACCGUUGAAAAUACAAAUUUUUUCCCAUCACUGGUAAAGUUAAUGUGAAAUUUACAUGUUUGAUUUAAUAAAUUUACUGAUUAAAUUAUAGGUCAGAGAAAAAUGGACAGAAUUGAAUUAAAAAUAUUCACAGACUUUUCUUUGGUAAAAACCAUGUCUGAUUAAUAUAUUUUUUAAUUGUAUUUUUUAAAUUUGUAACAUUGCAGCUGUGCCUGUUGAGAUAAUACCGAGCUCAGCCUUCAGGCGACCAUAAGACUAAAGUUAGUUUAGCUCACUAUCAACAAACAUAAUAUAAAGUAUAAAUGACAAAAAUAUUUUUGUUCAAAGUUAAUCAGUUUCAAAAUACCUUGUGUGUUGACAGGUGUUUGUCAACAUUUUUAAAAGUGAUUGUAAAAUUUUAUGAAUGUGUUUAGUCGUUAAUGUAAAGUCUGACGUAUGUUUUUUACUUGAGUGUUUUAUCUCGCGGAUGUGGGAAUUGGCAGUGCGAGUUGCGUUUUGUGGGCGUCCAUGUACAGUGCUGGACGGUGCCGGUACAGCUGUUGCCUCCGUGUAGCGCAGAGGUGUGAGCGUGUCGCAGCGCUGUGCACCGGGAGUGAUGAGCCUGAUCAGUUCCCACAUCGGGCGGUCGACAAGUGUUCCAUGGCUUGUACCUUAUCUCCGAACUGAUAAGUGAAAUAUGUGUGUUUGUUUUUUAACAAAAAAUAUUGUGCAUGCAAGGCUGUUUUUUAUGAUUGGCAUUUCUAGCUAACUGAUCAUCUUGAUGUCAGCAAAUUUAUAUUGCACUCUUUUAUUUGCACAUUUAAAGUGUCUUGUUUGGUAAGGGGAAAAAAUAUAUACUAAAGCUUUGUGUGUUAGGUUACUUCACUAUCAUGCUCUUAAACCAGAAAAUAAAAAAAAAUUGCUAUUUUUGUAUAAAGUAGUUCAACAGUGUAUAUUUUUUUAUAACAAUACAAGCAAAAUAUUAUCACAGAAGUGUGAAUAUAAAGAGGCACUUGUGAGGUUGUAUCAUUCUCAGUGUGUAGACAAAACUGAGUGUACUGUGUAAUCAAACCAAUGUCAUACACUUGACUCGCAUACUUAACCGUGCAAAUUGUGGUAGAACGUGUUCGAUCAAGUGUAGUUGAGAGAGUUGUGUGUCGUCUGUUCUGCAUUAUGGAUCUUGUGUAUAUUUUUACUCGAUUUGUUUUGGAUGCCGGCAAACAGCUUUUCAGCACUACCUGUGUACGCAAGGGAUAAGCAUUGUGUUUUAUUGCUAUUGUUUGUCCGUUUUCCAGCGGCUGCGUCAUGCCGCUCGAGGCAAGCUCAGCAUGUACUGAAGUCGGUGUGAUCAAACGCUUGCUGUUUUAUUUUGCUCUGAUAAUCAGGAGUGACUGUGACUUGCAUGUAUUGUGUCAAUAUUGCGAGGAACACGGCGAGAUUCUAGAACAAUGCAGUGUAUUCAUGUGAUAAAAUGUAUUCAGACCUAUUUGUCAAUUGUUGUAAUUAAAUCUGUACAAGUU